AUGGAAAUAGGUACCAAUGAGCUCACACGGCCGUUUCGAAUACCGCGACGAAAGGCGAACGAGGACAAAGCUGUGGACGGCUUGUCGGAGAAGGAUGCUGUACUGCAGGCAAAGCGACGUCGUUUGGGGAAUCCAUCGGAUUUACGUUCGCCACUUGCCUCGACAUCUGCAGUUCGCAAAAAUGAUUCAGCAUUUUCCAGUCGCAUUGUACCACCAACUAAGAAAAAGCCUGCGCAGUCACAGGAGCACCAACAACCCUCCGCUCAUUCAAAGAAACCAAAACCCGGGGAACUAUUCGACAGAAUUCUCGAUUCCAUGGUAAAUCCUCCAAAAGACCGGAGGAAAGAUACACCGCAAGAUGAAGUCGACGAAGCGGGUCCAAGCGGUAUAACAACUAACGCUAAUACGAACCAGUCAAAACCUCGCACCUUUACACUGACACGCGAGGAUUUGGAACGCCGCCUGGAUGAUAAUUCAGCAUGUUACGUUUUUAUGCAACGCGAGAACUUAAUGGAUCGCCUACUUGGACACAAAAUGCUCACCGGUCGCGUUGAUUCCUACACGGCUCUUGGGUUUUCGCUCGAUACAAAAGACAAUUCGCUACCGAAAAGUCAUAAUAACGAGCGAAAGGGUCCGAAAACACCACCUGGAUCACCGGGACACGACGCUAACUCAUCGAUGCUUUCCUCACGAGGCGUUGGUUCCGCAUCACCGACCAGUCCGCCACCUCCACCUCCCAAUGAUGGUGCAACUUUUCAUUCGGCAGAGGAUAAUAAACUGAAAGUGGAUGAGUCGCCUGAUUUAUUAGCUGAAAUGGCUGAACUUACAAAACUCCCACAUACUAAGCUAGCCGAGUGCUUAGGCGAAGAACUACAAAAAGCGAUGAAACAGGUUGACCACAAAGUUUUAUUGGAAACACUGAAAGAUGCAUUGCAGAAAGUCGGCGAGAAAAUCAUUGCUCCCCAGCGAAAUGAGCAAACGGUUGGUUCGGAAAAUGCAAAGGAGGACAUGCGCACACAUCCGGUGGAAAUGGAUCUGGAAAGUAAAAAAUCCGUGAGCACCAACGAGGCAUUACUACCACCGCCACCGCCGGCACCGCGAACACCCCCACCAGUGAAUUUGGCAGCAGCAGCUGCUGCUGCUGCUCCUUUGCCGGCUGGGCUUACAACAGCCAUGCCGCCCGCUAGUAUUCUGCCGACGCCACCACCUCCUCCACCUCUGGUGAUGCUACACCAUCCGGGCAACGCAGCCCAUCUCCUGGUCGACCCCUCAACAACAGCAGCAGCAGCAGCAAAUGCUGCGGUCUUUUCAUAUUUUCCACCUCCACCCUCUCAGCUUGCCUCCGAGCGGGCUAAGGUGCCAGCAGCACCCAUCAUGUUCCCCGGCAUCCCAUACACCGCAAAACUCGGAGGAGCUGCUCCAGCACCACCUUUGCCGCCGCCGCCAUCAGCUCCACCCGUUAUUGCGCCCAAACCGACACCUCAAACGCCAGGCAUGAUGAAACCAGUGCUGAAUAUUCCACGUUACGGGUCUUCAGCUCCUCCCGCCCCGUAUGCUGCUGCCGUCAGCACCAGUCAGCCGCCGGCAACGUUCCCAAUGCAGCCAGGAUCAUCGUCCUCACAGCCACUGUCAAUUCCUGCAGUUGCGGUACCCUGUUCUCAGUAUGCUGCAACUUCAGCUGCACCAAGCAAACCAUAUAACUCAGCAGCUAGUACAGCCGAGGCUGGCGCAUCUUGCUUGAAUUCUCAUAACAUAAACAAUUUGCAACCCCCCGUUGCACUUCACCCUUAUGCAAAUGCAACGAACUACAACAUCAUGGGCGCAUCAGGCUCCUAUCAGAUGGCUAGCACCUCAAGCACGAUUGCAUCAGCAGGCUGUGGCACCUUUUCGACAGUAUCUGACUCACCUGUUAAGCAUCAUUAUCAACAACAGCAGCAGCAACAACAACAACAACAACAGCAGCAGCAACAGCGUGUGCCGAUGGUAAACCUAUACAGUGAUCGAGCGCAGCAGCAACAGCAGCGAGAUCCUAGUGUUUAUUCGGGCGAUAGCUACUGUCCUCAGCGUGCUGGCGUUUUCGAAUCAAUAACUGCCCAGAAUUCAACCGAUUUUCCUCAUCAGCCACAACAACAGGCAGUCAAUGUGAAGCAGUUGCCGAGUGAUCCCGAAUCAGCGAAACCGCCAGGGAUGAUGGCAUUCUCUAGUACGCGGCAGCCAGACGAAAGUUAUCAGUCGUCUGAUUACUUCCGUCCUCCGCCACUUACUCGAUUUCCAGUUUCCAAGGAAUCCAGCCUGCAUCUCGGUCUUGAUCCAUCAUUACCGGCUUUAGUCAGUGGCGCUAAUUUCAACGGUGAGGCAAAUCCACAGAAGUUCAUUCCUCCUCUUAUGAUUAUGAAAAAAGAAACACCCCCUCCUAAUUAUGGCGUCGAACGGCCAGAACAUGUAGCGGUUGCCAGUUCGUCAACAGCCGAUUUUAAGCCGAGCGCGCCGGCAGUUUUCAAAAAUGCGGAUAUUUCUUUGAAUCCGUCGGUUUCCGUACCAUCAAGUCAAAAUGUCAUCAAAACGUUGCUUUCUGCACUUUCCAUACCCCAGAACAGCAAGGGUAGCGCUUACGGAGCAACAGAAGCAUCUACCGCAGCAGCAGCAGCAGCAGCGCCGGAAACGAAUGAUUCGGAACGAGAGGUUGAGUUUUGCUGGCCACCAUCGAAUAUGGAUGAACAGUGGAACGACGAACCUGGUCCAUCUUCAGUGGAGCAACCUGCCACGCAACAAACACAGAAACCAGUGGCGCCACGAAUGAUGUUCUUUGACCAGCCGGUAUUUCUUUAA
Molecule: messenger RNA, 2829 nt
Organism: Gongylonema pulchrum
Lineage: Eukaryota; Metazoa; Nematoda; Chromadorea; Rhabditida; Gongylonematidae
Source: the annotation of a GenBank genome assembly